Molecule: messenger RNA, 1998 nt
Organism: Coccidioides immitis RS
Lineage: Eukaryota; Fungi; Ascomycota; Eurotiomycetes; Onygenales; Onygenaceae
Product: actin cortical patch component
Exons: 3
Coding region: 1-1833 (610 amino acids)
Biological process (GO): positive regulation of actin filament depolymerization; actin filament depolymerization
Cellular component (GO): cortical actin cytoskeleton
Molecular function (GO): actin filament binding
Source: RefSeq, a predicted model, not a curated record
AUGGCAAUCAAAAACGAACUGAUCUGGGCCGCCAGCCCCUCCACCACGCGAGGCCAGCCAACACAGCUUGCUGCUGACCCAAAAGGUGAGAGGCUCGCCUACGCUUCAAACAAGUCGGUCUUCCUCCGCUCUAUAGACAACCCCGCAUUCGCAACCCAGUAUACUGAGCACAGGGCCGACACAACCGUCGCACGGUUCUCUCCUUCCGGAUACUACGUUGCCAGCGGCGACGCAGCCGGGACCGUACGGGUGUGGGACUGCGUAGGGGAAGGAAUCACGAAAGGCGAAUACUUCAUCGUGAGCGGAAGAAUCAAUGACCUCGCUUGGGACGGGGAUUCGCAGAGGAUAAUUGCCGUUGGCGACGGAAAGCAGAGAUACGGUCAUUGUAUCAGCGCAGAUAGUGGGAAUACCGUUGGUGAGAUUACCGGUCACAGCCAGAGCAUCAAUUCCGUUUCUAUUCGCCAACAGAGACCCCUUCGGGCUGCCGCGGCCGGAGACGACAAGACGCUUGUAUUCUACCAUGGAGCCCCUUUCAAAUAUCACACCGGCCAUCGAGACAACCACAGCAACUACAUCUACGGUGUGGCUUUUAGCCCUAAUGGGGAUAACUUGAUCAGCGUUAGUGGAGACCGUCGGAUCUGGCUCUAUGAUGGCAAGACUGGUGAACCAAAGCUUCAGAUUGGGGAAGGAGAGCAUAAAGGAAGUAUAUUUGCUGUGUCCUGGUCGCAUGAUUCACGAAAAUUUGUGACGGCCAGUGCAGACCGAACAGUGAAGAUUUGGGAUGUUGAGACCCAGAAAGUUGUGCAGAAUUGGCAGCUUGGUCCGGAGCAAGGUCCUGCGACCGUUCCAUACCAACAGGUUGGCGUUGUUUGGCCAAGUGGAAGAAGCGAUGGGUUGAUAAUAAGUUUGUCUCUCUCAGGAGACCUGAACUAUCUGGUUGAAGGGCAACAGGAGCCAACGCGGGUAAUCCAUGGCCAUCAAAAGAACAUUACAUCUAUUGCUCGGGAUGAUACCGGCCCCAAAGAAACUCUCUGGACUGGAAGCUACGAUGGUAGACUCUGUAGCUGGGACGUUGGGGGUAGCGAAAUGGAACGCGUCGGCGGUGAAGGACAUCCCGGAUACGUUGCCGGCCUCGCAGCGGCCAGGCAAGGAGGUGGCCGCAUUUAUAGUGUAGGCUGGGAUGAUACAAUCCGCUCUGUGGAUAUAUCAUCACACAGCUAUGUCGGCAAUGCGACUAAACUGUCGAGCCAGCCAAAAGGAAUUGCUGCAGGAGAAAAUACGGUGCUCGUUGCCAAUUUCCAAGCAGUUGAGAUAUUCCAAGACGGAAAGAAAACCGGAGAGUUUCUCUCAAAGGCUUCAUUAAGCACUAUUGCUGCUGUUGGAACAACCGCUGCUCUAGGGGCCGAAGACUCUUCGGUCCAGAUCUACACCGUCACGCCAACCGGCCUGGAGCCAAAAGCGAACGGCCGAGUGUCAAGGAACCCCAUUACCGCCAUGGCGUUUAGCCCGGAUGGCUCACUCUUGGCUGCCGGAGAUUCAAGAGGUCGCAUCGUGGUUUUCAAAGCCGCAGACGGGACGGUUGUCACAGACCGCUGGACAGCUCAUACCGGCCGUGUCGCUUCCCUGGCCUGGAACUCCAAAGGAACACAAUUGGUUAGCGGGGCUCUUGACACAAAUAUUUUUGUGUGGAGCUUGGAACGCCCUGGAGACUGGCUAGAGGCACCGAACGCUCACAAAGAGGGUGUUAAUGCGGUAGCGUGGAUUGCGGAUGAUUCGAAGGUGGCCUCCGCCGGUGCUGACGGUGCGGUGAAGAUCUGGCAAGUGGAAUUUUAAAUGGCGUUGACUGACUAGUUACUCCGUGCUGCCGUUGGUAUCGCAAGUAUGUUUAUUUAUUUUUUAUUUUUUUUCCUCUUCGUUGAAAUGAUAUCCUCGGGGCAAACGCCCGGAUAGAUAAUAUAAUGGAAACCACCUUCCAGCCUAUUUUGGUGCUGAUUGAGA